Molecule: messenger RNA, 1969 nt
Organism: Thlaspi arvense
Lineage: Eukaryota; Viridiplantae; Streptophyta; Magnoliopsida; Brassicales; Brassicaceae
Source: the annotation of a GenBank genome assembly
UAGACAGUGAGGAGGAGACAAGUAAAUUACGUUAGGCCUUUUGUGUGUGUGUGUGUGUGUUUUUGUGGUUUCUACUAAUUCAAUAAUUGUCCAUAAAAGUGGGGCAUUGAUUUAUCAGAAAACCAAUGGCUACCGACAGCAUUUCCUCUGUUCUGAAGCUGCUGCUUCUUCUUCUAAUUAUCUUGUUUCACAAUUCUGCCGAUUCUGCCUCUGACGUCAAGUAUCUUCCUGGUUUUGAAGGCCCUCUUCCUUUUGAGCUCGAAACCGGGUAUAUUGGUGUUGGCGAGGAAGAGGAAGUGCAGUUGUUUUACUACUUCAUUAAGUCUGAGAGGAAUCCAGAAGAAGACCCUCUUCUUAUCUGGUUAAGUGGAGGACCUGGCUGCUCUGCUCUCUCUGGUCUUUUUUAUGAGAAUGGGCCUGUCACUGUGAAGCUUGAGGUUUACAAUGGAACUCGUCCUUCCUUGGUCUCUACGACAUAUUCAUGGACUAAGGUUUCGAGUAUAAUAUAUUUGGAUCAGCCUGUUGGAAGUGGCUUUUCCUACUCAAGAACUCAACUUGCUGAAAAACCCAGUGAUUCAGGAGAAGUCAAGCGGAUCCACGAGUUUCUUCACAAGUGGCUAAGCAAGCAUCAAGAGUUUUCCUCCAAUCCUUUCUAUGUCGGUGGAGAUUCUUAUUCCGGUAUGGUCGUUCCGGCACUUGUUCAAGAAAUCUCAAAAGGCAUCAUGCUUCUUUUCCUCAUAUAUCAAUCUCCAAGCCCUUUUCCUUUGACUCUCUCGUUUCUUAUUCAAACAUUUCUCUUUAUAACAGUAUUAAAACGAUACUGCAGGAAAUUACUUAUGCUGCGAACCUCCAAUAAACCUCCAGGUCCAUCGAUAUUUGGCUAUGUACUCGGAAACCCAAGUACAGAACGUGAAGUUGAUUAUAACUACCGUGUUCCUUAUGCUCAUGGAAUGGCACUGAUCUCUGAUGAACUCUACGAGUCGAUGAAGAGAACCUGCAAAGGAAAAUAUGAAAAUGUUGACCCAUGUAACACGGAAUGCUUGAAACUCGUCAAAGAAUAUCAAAAGUGCACUGAUAGAAUAAACAAGGCUUUUAUCUUAAUGUCAUACUGUGAAGAAACUGAAGAUACACCUCCCGAUUGCUAUGUGUAUCGGUACUUGUUGACUACCUACUGGGCCAAUGAUGGGAGCGUGCGCAGGGCUCUUCGUAUCCGUGAGGAUAGUAUAGGGAAAUGGGUACGUUGUUAUUGGAAAAUACCUUACACACAUGACAUUAAAAGUAGUGUACCGUACCAUAUGAACAAUAGCAUCAGUGGCUAUCCUUCUCUCAUCUUCAGUGGUGAUCACGACAUGUUUGUGCCUUUCCUUGGAACUCAAGCUUGGAUUAGAUCUCUCAACUAUUCUCUCACUGAUGACUGGAGACCUUGGAUGAUAGGCGAUCAAAUCGCUGGAUACACGAGGACUUAUGCAAAUAAGAUGACAUUUGCUACUAUCAAAGCAAGUCUUUUCUUUGGAGGAGGACACACUCCAGAGUAUAAACCAGAUGAGAGUUCUAUCAUGUUCCAAAGGUGGAUCAAUGGCCAACCUCUUUAACAAGAAAAUUAUGAUUCUAUAUUAAAAAGUAAUCGUAAUGUAAUUAUCACACCUUCUCCAUAAGAAGGAAACCUUGUCAACUGUUUUUUUUUUAGCUGUACAAAAAAAAAAUAUGUAUUUUUCAAAUCUGACAUCUUUUUACGGUACUUUUAAUUUGCAGUUGAUUGUAUUUAUAUUUUCUCUUAGCUAAUCUCAUUGGCAAGCCUAAGUCUGCUCGGCCUCUGCGGCAAGAGUUAGGAGGUAUUAUUGGAUUGGAGUUUUAAGUAGGUGUUAUUUAAUUGUGUAAUUUAAUGUAAUUGACUGGUAGUACACAAUCAAAUCUAGUGUUAUUCAAUUAUGUAUUGAAAAAGUACAUUAAAAUCUACUGUUAUUGGAUU